Molecule: messenger RNA, 645 nt
Organism: Chondrus crispus (carragheen)
Lineage: Eukaryota; Rhodophyta; Florideophyceae; Gigartinales; Gigartinaceae
Product: putative enoyl-CoA hydratase
Exons: 1
Coding region: 1-645 (214 amino acids)
Source: RefSeq, a predicted model, not a curated record
AUGGGAAUCGACUACUUUUCGGAGAACUACAGUCUAUCUUCAAGCUCGGACGACGACGAGCCAAAGGAUAUGGCUUUCAACUUCAAGUCUGGAUCGGGUCGCUUCACAGAAGACCGUCGCGACGGACUGGGGUCUGAACCGUCGUUGCGGGGCAGUCGGAAGACUCAGCUUCGCUCUUUCGAAAAGCUGGAACCACGUAAUAGCGGGGACGCAUCCAGCUACGACGAAAACGACGAUCGAUCUUUCGCGGCGCCCGCGCCGGAGAUAGAUUCCGUCAUCGCAGAGGGGACCAUGACAGAUACUACACAGGUGAGCAGCUCGCUGACGACAAAGGCGCCGUCGAGCUCCGCUGCAAUUUCGUCACAGGAUACCGGGCGGCGGGCAACUGACGGAGAUAGGUCGUUGUCUAUCAGCACGGAGCUAUGGAGUGUGAGGGCGGAGGGGUCGAUGGGCGGUGGUCCCGACAGGCUGUCGGUGCGGUGGCUGGGAGGUGAGAGGGAGACGAGUUCGAGCUUGCUGAAUGAGGAUGGGAGCUUGGAAGAUGGACCGGAGGGACGGGUGGAUGGAACGAGUACGAUCUCAGUUGAGGCGCUGAAGGAUAUGUGGAAUGAGAUGGUGAGACGAGACUCGGAGACGUCGUCAUGA